ACAGAAAAGCAAAUCAAAAACCACUCCGUAACAAACAGGAACAAAAUACUGAAUAUGUUAUUCCCCAAAGUGAUAUUCACUAUGCAUCAGACAAAAAAAAGGAUAUAACUGUUGUAUUAAUUUAUUCAUUGAAUAAUAACUUACGUUAUAAAAAGUACAUCCUAGACACAAUUCCAUCGUCUGAGUCUCCUAAUGGUACACCACCUGGAGCAAUCAGUACAACCACGAACACAGCUGCACCCCCAGCUGAAACUACUGCAGCUACACCAGCAGUUACAACUGCCUCUUCAGAUGCUACGUCUGAGGCAGCUACAUCUGCUGCUGGAGGGUCAGCUACAUCUGCUGCCGGAGGGUCAGCUACGUCUGCUGCUGGAGCGGCAGCUACGUCUGCGGGAGCUACAUCUGCUGCUGGAGGGUCAGCUACGUCUGCUACCGGAGGGUCAGCUACGUCUGCUGCUGGAGCGGCAGCUACGUCUGCGGCGGCUACAUCUGCUGCCGGAGGGUCAGCUACCACUGCUGCCGGAGCGGCAGCUACGUCUGCUGCCGGAGCGGCAGCUACGUCUGCUGCCACAGCGGCAGCUAUAUCUUCUGUGAUACCAUCGACUUCAGCCUUAACCUCAGUGAAUGAUCUGGAUUCUGAAGUACAGGAGGCUGUGGAAAAGAUAAAGAAUGAAGGUCUAUCAGGAGACACUAUUGGAAAAAUGUUCAAUUCUGUGUGUGAAAAGCUUAACAGCCAAACUGAUGAAUCAGAAAAAGAAGAUCGAAAAGAGCUGAGAGAGAAGAUGAUUGAUUUGCUGAUUGAUACAAUAAAGGAAUCUCCUUUAAAAAUUCCAGAAGAGGCUCACGUGGUAGCCAGAGUGCUUAUCUGUCUUAUCCAGAAAGGCGAUGAACUCAGUUUAUCUGCACAGAUUGAUGCUGCUGCAUUGUUUGCUAACAUCAGCCAAUCUCUCCUGGAUAUGAAUGUGAGCACAGCUGAAGACAAGGAAGCAUUUCUCUCUGCAGCAACGGCCAUAGUGGAAGGAGCAAGCAAGAUGUUUGAGUAUUCUUCCAGCAAAAACAUCUCUGAUGCUCUGCUUAAUGCUCUCAACUUUACACAAAGUGGUUUGUUGAAAACAAUGAAGAUUAACGAAGACCCGAUUAUAAUACAACAACCUCACAUUAAUCUACUAGUUAAAAGAGUGACACAUGAAAGUUUACACACAGAGCCCAUAAGUGCCAACUCCAGUUCUCAGCCCUCAUUUUCUCUGCCUCAACUGGCUUCUGACAUGUUUCCCUCAGAGGAACCAGUGGAUGUUCGAAUGCUGAGUUUAGAUAUAAACCCCUUUUCUUGGAACGAGAAAGGAAACAUCAGUGGCCUAAUAGGUGGUCUGUCCCUCACAAGACAAGAUGGAUCCGGUAUCCCUGUGGAGAACUUAAGUGAAGAUAUUGAGCAUCUAAAUUCACUAUUUGUUUUAAAGAUGGUGCCUUCAGAAGAUCCUCUACCCUUUAAACUUUUCCUUGGUUACAUGGAUUAUCCCACUGACACCAAUUAUGUAGCAAUGACCGAGAUGCCUCUUCCAGGAACAACUGAAGAAGAAAGAUAUACAUGGCUACUUAGCCCUACAACUUUUCAGGGAAACUCUGGGUUACAUUAUCUGGUGGUUAAACCAAUUGUUGGUCCAGGUAUAAAAUCUAUCAAUGCCACAUUAUCUAUUACCCCCAUCACAUCCUCAUGCAAAUUUUGGAAUGAAACUCUGUUGGACUGGGAGGAUUCUGGCUGCAGAGUUGGUGUGAAGACCACAAAUUUAGUCACCCAGUGUCUCUGCAAUCACCUCACAUUUUUUGGGAGCUCUUUUUUUGUGACUCCGAAUCUUGUCGAUCCUUCACGCACUGCUGAGCUUUUUGCAACCUUUGCUGAGAAUCCCGUGGUCGUGUGCUUUGUCGGGGCUCUGUUUGCGACCUACCUCCUUGCGGUUGUGUUGGCACGAAGAAAAGACAUUAAAGACACAGUCAAGGUGAAGGGAACAGUUCUUGAGGACAACGACCCUACGGAUACUUACCGCUAUCUGUUGUGUGUUUGCACUGGGCAUCGAAUGGGAGCCUCCACAUCUUCUCAGGUUAUAGUCACUCUCCUUGGCGCAGACGGAAACAGUAAGCCUCACCACCUGACUGAUCCAAAGAAGCCUGUGUUUGAGAGGGGAGCGGUGGAUUUGUUCCUGCUGACUACACCCUCCUGUUUGGGUGAGCUGCAGGGCAUCAGACUGUGGCACAACAAUUCUGGGAGUCAUCCUGCUUGGUUUGUUGGCAACAUCCUGGUUCAGGAUUUACAGACAGAAGAGAAAUGGUACUUUCUAUGCAAUUCCUGGCUUGCAAUAGACAUGGGUGAUUGCUGUCUAGAUAAACUCUUCCCUGUUUCCACGGAGAUGGACCUGAAGAAAUUCAGUAAUUUGUUCUUCAUGAAAACGGCAAAGGAUUUUAGUGAUGGUCACCUUUGGUACUCUGUGAUCAGUCGACCACCAAGCAGCACCUUCACCUGUGUACAAAGAGUGUCCUGCUGUUUCUCCCUGCUGCUCUGCACCAUGUUGACCAGCAUCAUGUUUUACGGAAUCCCAACAGACCCCUCCGACCAGGUCAUGGAUUUGGGUCACUUUGAGUUCACCUGGCAGCAGUUCAUGAUUGGGGUCCAGAGUUCCCUCAUCAUGUUUCCCAUAAAUAUCCUCAUAGUCAGCGUCUUCAGAAACACUCGUCCUCGAGAGACUUCCUGUUGUCAAAACAAAGAAAAGAAAAGAAAUCGCCUCCAGAAAAAGAGUGGUGUCCACACGGUUUCUCUGCAAGUGACAAGCACCAACAGCAACGAUGAAAGCUCCACUAUGGACAUCCUCAUAAAAGAUAUUGCAAGAAUCCUUCAAUCACUCUCUGAGACAACCAAAUACACAGACCCAUCCAACAAGUCUGGGCCCGGAAAAGAAAGUGACAUUAAUACUGUUCUUACAGAGGUGGAAGAAUUACUCAAACAGAAUACCAAAUGCAGCAAUGACACCAAGACAGUGACACCGUCUCAACUAUCUGCUGAAGACAUUCAAAAGAAGAGCAACAAAACCCAGCAUCUGUACAGACAAAUAUGUCACCUUGAAGAGCAGCUGAGUGUGGAAGCCCCGUCCAGCUUCUCUAGUCCAUACAGUUUGGAUAAGGCUCAGCACCAGAUCCAGGCGGUGAAGAGCCUCCUUGAACAACAGCUUUUCACAUCCAGCCAUGUGGAUCAAAAUGAACCCAUACAUGAGAAGUCUAAUCCUGAGCAUGGCAUAUCAAGGGAUGGCGGUCAGAAAAAAAAGCAGCAGCGUAAGGGUUUGCUACCCUGGUGGUUUAUCUUUGUUGGCUGGCUGCUGAUAAUUGGAACCAGUUUUGUAUCAGGAUAUUUCACAAUGCUGUAUGGACUUAAAUUUGGGAAGGAGCGUUCCAUCAGCUGGUUGGUAUCCAUGGUUGUGUCCUUCUUUCAAAGUCUUCUCUUUAUUCAGCCACUGAAGGUAAUAUGCUUUGCAGUUUUUUUUGCACUUGUAAUAAAAAAAGUUGAUGAAGAAGAUUUUCAAAAUGUGGCAUUUGAAAGAAGUGAAAGAAAAUCUGGUAAUCAACAAACAAACCAGUGGGGUUACCAGCUCUACGAUCCACCUCCUCCUGCAGACAUUGCGAGAAUGAAGAGGAACAAGAUCAUGGAACAGAAGGCAUUUGCUUUGCUUACUGAAAUUUUUGUUUACAUAGGUUUCAUGUGGAUGCUACUGCUGGUGGCCUACGGUCAGAAAGAUGGCAAUGCUUUUUUGCUGAAACGACACAUUAGAAAUAGCUUCAGUAAAGGUGUCCAGAACAGCAUGACUCUCCAGGAUGUGUUUACAUGGGCUAACACCACUUUACUGAAAAACCUUUUUGGGUCGUACCCAGGAUUUAUCACAGAUGGAAACUCCAAGCUCGUAGGAAAUGCCCGUCUUCGUCAAUUAAGAGUUCAGCAGAACUCGUGUCAGAUUGCAAGUCUCAUGAUUGGAUUAGUGCCAGACUGUGAUGCCCUAUAUUCAUCUGAGAUAGAGGAUGUGGGGUCUUACGGAUCUGGCUGGAAUCACUCUGUUAAGGAUAAUAUUUCAACAAGUGCCUUGUCUCCAUGGAUGUACCAGACUGAAGCCCAGCUCAGGGCUAGACCUUUCUGGGGGAGACUGGUGCUCUAUAGAGGAGGGGGCUUUGUGGCUGAGCUUGGCCCAAUGUUUCAAAAUGCCAGCAGAACGCUUGAGUAUCUUUUCCGCAAUAAAUGGCUUGAUAAGUACACAAGGGCAAUCUUUGUUGAGUUCACCGUUUACAAUGCAAAUGUAAACCUCUUCUGCAUCAUCACACUCUUGAUGGAGACCUCAGCAGUUGGAGCAUUUCAGUUCUACACUGAUCUGCAGACUAUUCGUCUCUACCCGUCAACAGGGGGACUUUACUUCUUUGUUAUGGCUGCUGAGAUAAUUUACAUGCUUUUCAUUCUCUAUUACAUGUUCAAGCAGGCCAAAUUAUUGAAGCAACAGCGGUGGGUUUAUUUCAAGAACAAGUGGAACCUUCUGGAGCUGAGUAUCAUCCUGCUAAGCUGGAGUGCUGUGGGAGUGUUCAUUCAAAGGACCUUGCUCGGAAACCGCGAUUUGACUUACUACCAAAACCACAAAGACCAAUUUGCCAGUUUUUAUGAGACAGCUAUAGCUGAUUCAACGCUUCAGUAUCUGAUUGCCUUCAUUGUCCUUCUAUCCACUGUCAAACUGUGGCACCUUCUCCGACUAAACCCCAAGAUGAACCUGAUCACGGCUGCCCUGCGUCGAGCAUGGAAUGACAUAUCAAGUUUUCUACUGAUCAUUGUGAUCGCGUUAGUGGCAUAUUCAGUUGCAAGCAAUGUGAUUUAUGGCUGGAAGAUUUCAUCCUACAAAACCUUUAUAGAUUCUCUUUUGACCAUCAUCAGGCUGCAGAUCGGCAUAUUUAACUAUAAUGAGAUUUUGGAGAGUCACCCUGUGCUUGGAGGAUUGCUGUUCGGUUCCUGCAUUGUCCUAAUGACUUUUGUGAUUCUAAAUCUCUUCGUUUCAGUUAUUCUUGUAUCGUUGAACAUGGAGCAAAUAAACCAUAAGCCUUCUGAAGAUGAAGAGAUUGUUGACCUCCUUCUGACCAAACUCUGCAAUCUAUUUGGCUUCAAAUAUCAAAAUGGAAAAGACCCCACGGAUCCUGAUAAUGAGAGGAGCAGCAACCUGACAAUUAAUAAAAACAAGGAUACCCUUAUCAACUCCUGAGCUGAUGCCAGCAUUUAUUAAAGGUGUGACAACUAAAACAAACAUGAAUAUAUUUUAAUUUGAAUAGUUUUCAAUUUAAGGCAAUUGUGCAAUGAUAUGCAUGUUGUAAAAAGUAAUUUCUCUUUUGGUUUUAAUUUUUUGUUUAUUUUGAAUGAGUCAUUGUUUUGGUUUUAGGCAUAUGUUUUAAUAUAUAUAUGUAUAGAUAGAUUUGACACAGAGUAUGCUAUCUUAUUAGCCUAUUGUCUUUAACAUUUUGUCUAUUCUGCUUCUUGACUGUUUUGUAGAGUUUUAUGUAAUUCAUUGGGUUUUUGCUAUAAAAUAGCAACAACUGGAUAGUCUUUUGAAAAGUGUUUGAUAAAGUCUGAACCAGUUGUUAAUAAUACUUCUGCCAUUUCCCCCACACUGAAGCCUGAAUACAUUUUAAAUGACAUCUCAGUCUAUAAACAAUGUUUUAGCCAGUAUAGCAGCUGCUUUGUGUCAAGUUCGAAUGACCUUAAUCUCUGUUAGUUUUCCAUCUAUUUUGUUGAAUUUAGAAUUAUUCCUUCAUCUCAUAGUAAUUACUGUUUUUGUUGUUUUUGGAAGAACAUCCAGGAACUUGUGCAUUAAAUCAAACUUUCUUGCAUCUUUCUUGCCGUUUUUCUGUGCAAAUAAAGACGGAAAUCUUA
Cyprinodon variegatus (sheepshead minnow) is the source of this 5935-nucleotide messenger RNA. Its product is annotated as polycystic kidney disease protein 1-like 2. Gene Ontology annotation, molecular function: calcium ion binding; protein binding; calcium channel activity. The record is from RefSeq and is a predicted model, not a curated record. Lineage: Eukaryota; Metazoa; Chordata; Actinopteri; Cyprinodontiformes; Cyprinodontidae. Gene Ontology annotation, biological process: detection of mechanical stimulus. Gene Ontology annotation, cellular component: membrane. The coding region runs from base 702 to 5270 and encodes 1522 amino acids. The transcript has 29 exons.